GAGCGAGAGAGAGAGAGAGAGAGAGCGAGAGAGAGAGAGAGCGCGAGCACAAGUGUGUGUGUGUGUGCGUAUCUGAGAGCGAGAGAGAGAGCGCGAGCACAAGUGUGUGUGGCGGUCCCAGGAUGCCACAGUAGUGGCAGCGGAAGGGCUGGUCCAUUGAGCUGCGGAUUCCGCCUGGUCCUUUCUCUCGUUAUGGAAUGCCUGUGCCCUGCCCCCUGGCCCCCCUGCCCUCUGUAGGAUCCUCCCUCGGUCACCCCUGGCACCGGACACUGGCACUGCACCCAGCCGACCGCUUCUCGACUAUCCCCGGCUCCUGUGGGUUUUCGGUGCCCGCGUUCUCGCCCCCUCCUCACCCCGGGGAAGAUGUCUCUGAGCUUGGGGCCGGACAUCCAGCAGGAGGGGGAGAGCGGCCCACUCGCUGACACGGGGGCAAGUAGCAAGUGCAAAGCCAGUGCCCAGCCGCCCCAGCAGGGCAAGGAGGGCGGAGGAGAUGCCCCUGAGCCCGAGGACAACCUCCAGCAGGACUCUCAGAGGCGAUCCCAGAACCACGGCCAUGGGAGGAAGAGAGCGAAGUCCAAUGCCAAGCUGAAGCUGGUGCGUAGCCUUGCGGUGUGUGAGGAGUCCUCAGGUCCAUUCUCAGCUGAUGGACCCCCAGAGACUCAGGAUAUCAUUCAGCUGCAUAUCAGCUGCCCCUCGGACAAAGAGGAGGAGAAGUCCUCCAAAGACGAGUAUGAGAACGAGGAGAAGGAGAAGAAGGACAAGAGCGUGCGGAGAAACCUCUCCCGUGACUCCAGUCAAGAGUACACUGACUCCACUGGUAUCGAUGUGCACGAGUUCUUGGUCAACACACUGAAAAACAAUCCCAGGGAUCGAAUGAUGCUGCUCAAACUGGAACAAGAUAUCCUGGAGUUCAUUAAUGACGACAAUAACCAGUACAAGAAGUUUCCUCAGAUGACCUCCUACCAUCGCAUGCUGCUGCACAGGGUGGCUGCGUACUUCGGCAUGGACCACAACGUGGACCAGACCGGCAAGGCCGUCAUCAUCAACAAGACUGGCAACACGCGCAUCCCUGAGCAAAGGUUCUCUGAGCACAUAAAGGAUGAGAGAAACAUGGAUUUCCAGAAGAAGUUCAUCCUGAAAAGGGAUGAUGCCAGCAUGGACAAGGAUGAUAAUCAGAUCCGUGUGCCGUUGCAGGACGGGCGGCGCAGCAAGUCCAUUGAGGAGCGAGAGGAGGAAUACCAGCGGGUACGAGACCGGAUCUUUGCCCGUGAGGUGUUCUUUUCUUUUCAGUCCUCUCAAAAUGGAUACAUCAACGACAACAGACUUUCCACUGAAGGCUAUUCCUCUAGUUCUCAAAAGAGGAGGCAGAUCUUUAGGGGGAACCGUGAGAGCUCGAGCAGGGCGUCGAGCAGCCGGCAGAGCAGCACGGACAGCGACAUGAAGUGUGUGGAGCCGCGGCCGUGGAGCAGCACCGACUCGGACAGCUCCAACCGCACACUGCGGCCGCCCGUCACCAAGGCCAGCAGCUUCUCUGGCAUCUCCAUUCUGACGCGCGGGGACAGCCUGGGCAGUGCCAAGGGCUCCCAGGGCAGCGCCAGGGGCUCUCGCAACGCGCUCCCCCCGGCCACCCUGGACGUGUGCCCCCCGGCGGCCGCUCCACAGACGGCCCGCAGCCUGCUGCCCUGCCCGUCCAACCCGCCCCAGCAGCAGAGCCAGCCACCCCCUCCCCCACCCCAGCAGGCCCUGCUGCCCACGCCCACCCAGCACCCCAUGGGCAACCACAUGAUGGGCCAGCCGGUGGGUGCUCUGCAGCCCUCUCCACAGCCUGUCUCCUACUCCAGCCCUUCCUGUCCCCAGGUCCUCCUGCCCGUCUCUCCUCCCCAGCAGUACAACAUGGGUGACGAGCUGACUCCUCAGUUUGGCCAGAUGACCCUAAGCCGCCAGGGCUCCAGCGAGAACCCAGAGGGGCCGCCGAUGUACCAGACGGCGCCGGCCGUCCUCUCCCAGCACCCCCCGCCCCAGACCGGCUACAUCAUGGCCGCCCCCGCGGGCCAACCCAUGGCCCCUCCCUCCGGCUACCAGCCCAGCGGCGCCCACUCCCAUCCUCCGCCGCCCCCUCCUCCGCCCGCUCAGCCCGUCAUGCAGGCUCCGCCUCCCCCGCAGGGCUACAUGCAGGCCCCUCCCCCCCAGCAGAUCCAGGUGUCAUACUACCCUCCAGGCCAGUACCCCAGCUCAGGCCAGCAGUACAGGCCCAUGUCCCACCAGGUGUCUUACCCCCAACAGCGUGCCCAGCCCAUGCCCCAGCCAGCACAGCAGUCUGCUGGUAUCCAGACUAUGAUGCCCAGUCAACAGCCAGCGUACCAGAGCUUGAUGGGGGUGCAGCAGCCUCAGAACGCCGGCAUGAUGAACUCCCAGAGAACCAACAUGGGAGGCCAGAUGCAAGGCCAGAUGCAGGGUCAGAUGCAGGGUCAGAUGCAAGGGCAGAUGCAAGGUCAGAUGCAAGGCAUGAUGGUCCAGUAUCCGCCAAUGCCCUCCUAUCAGGUGCCCGUGGCCAAUGAGAGCCAGCCGGUGGUGCAGCAGCAGUACCAGCAGCCAGUGAUGGUUCCUGCCACGCAGUCGGUACAGGGGCCCAUGCCAGGCACGGCCAUGCCAGUCUACUACAGCGUCCUAACGCCCACUCAGCAGAACAGCACAAGUCCGUCAGUGGGCUACUUGCAGUCGGCCAGCUCUGAGCAGUACCAGAUCACCCAGUCCCCUGCGCCAUGCAACCCCCAGCAGAUGCAGCAGCAAUAUUCAGGUGUACCACCUCCUGGUCCUGGGGUCAUGGUGAUGCAACUGAGUGUUCCAAAUGGACCCCAGCCCACCCAGAAUCCCCCCAUGGUCCAGUGGAAUCCCUGCAAGUACUACAGCCUGGAGCAACGACCCAGCAAGCCUGGGGAGCUCUACAAGCCUGACUCCAGUCCACAGGCCAGUAAUCAGCUGGGCAGCCCGCUGGCCUCGCCCGCCCAGUCCCCCACCCCGUCGCCGUCCGGCAGCGUCAGCAGUGUGUGCCCAGGCCUCGGCCCUCUGCCCCUCAUCUCCCAGUUCUCUCGGCCCGGAGGACCCGCACAAGGCGAUGGGCGCUACUCUCUGCUGGGCCAGCCACUGCAGUACAGCCUGUGCCCCCCGCCCCUCAUGCACAACCAGUCCUCCUACAGCUCCCAUCAGGGCCCAGGGGUCAUGAAGCACGGAGCACGAGGCAAAAAACAGACCCUCAAGUCUGCUUCCACAGACCUGGGUACCACUGAUGUGGUGGUGAGCCGGGUGCUGGAGGUGACGGACCUCCCCGAGGGGAUCACCCGCCUAGAGGCCGAGACGCUCUUCAACCAGCUCUCCCUGUGCGGCGCCAAGAUCCAGUGGCUGAAGGACGCGCACGCAGGCCCGGGCCAGCAUCAGCAUCAUCAGCAGCCACCGCGGGGAGGUCCAGGCCCCGGGUGCCCCUCUGGGGCGGGGCUCAGCGCCGGGGGCAAGGGGGAUGGCAGCGACCCGGCGUACCUCUACACGGUGGUGGCCGUGUUCCCCAGCACCAUGGCCGCCCAGAGCGCUUCCUUCAAACUCAACAACAGCGGAGGCAGCCUGUUCAAGCUACGCGCCGCCAGAAAGAACUAUGACCUGCACGUGCUGGAGCGCGCCAGCUCCCAGUGAACAGAGAGAGAGAGAGAGAGCAUGAGAGAGAGAGAGAGAGAGAGAGAGAGACAGAGAGAGAGACAGAGA
This is a messenger RNA of Alosa alosa (allis shad), 3753 nucleotides long. Its product is annotated as R3H domain-containing protein 2. The coding region runs from base 364 to 3684 and encodes 1106 amino acids. The record is from RefSeq and is a predicted model, not a curated record. NCBI's taxonomy places the organism in Eukaryota, Metazoa, Chordata, Actinopteri, Clupeiformes, Clupeidae. Gene Ontology annotation, molecular function: nucleic acid binding. The transcript is spliced from 25 exons.